CAACGGUGCACCUUCGGGAUUUCCUCGGUUGUCUGUUUUUCAGCAGUUAUUAGUGAGCUAACGAGUCAUACUGUCGGCAACAGUUCAUAGUGUUUUGUCUGAGCUGAAAAGUAACAGUUAUAGAAAGCCAAUGUCGGAUAUAUUGUGCAGGUGGCUGAACCAGGACCUCCGGCUGUCAAAAGCUGUUGAGUCAGACACCUUUGCCAGUGAUUUCUCCAGUGGCUACCUAAUUGGGGAGGUUCUGCAUAAAUAUCAGCUGCAGAAGGAUUUCAGUAUGUUUAUGAAGAAAGACACCUCCAUCUCCAAAGUGAAUAAUUUUACCCGCAUCGAGCCAACUCUCAAGUUACUGGGGAUGUCCUUCGACAUAAACACAGCCCAAGACCUGAUGCAGGAGAAGCAGGGUGCUGCCACACACCUGCUUCACCAACUCUAUGUCUUACUUGAGAAGAAUAAGAAAGCAGAAAUUGGUGGGACAAUGAUGGAAAUUAUGCAGCCUGCAGCCAACGCAAACUUGCACAAAAAGGAGCAUGAAAUCUACUCUGAUCGACUGCAUCAGGUAGUGAAACGUGAUGCAGAGCUGAAGCUUCAGAAAAUGCCUCCGCACUAUGGGGAUAAAUCCCAGCAAUGGUGCGACCGGUCUGUGGUGACCCAUCCUAUCCAUCCAAAGAAACGACUCAAAAUUCCGGAUGAAAAACAAAUGAAGGAUGGUGAGAAGCUGCAGGUGUGCCAUCAGAGGCACAGUGACAUGACUUCUAACCAGGCCACUAAUAUCCAGGUGAACAAGCUACAUCUGCGCACUUUACAGCUUGACCUAAAGAAGAGACAGCAGCAGCAGCAGAAGCAGCAGCAGCGCAAAGAACGACAAGCACAGACAGUCCAGACUGAAAUUGCCCAGUUUGAGACAAACAGAAAGAAACUGGUUACUUCUGGUUUUGGUUCCUCUUCUAGUGGUCAGCCCUUCCCUACAGAUUUCCUCCUUGGUAGCGGCAGCCAGGCCUGUGAAGUCCCUGGAAGUGAAACUAAGAUGACGUUACAAUCCAAUAGCAAGUAUAUACAGGAGAUCCGACAGAGGCUGGAGGAGAAUGCUGUAGCAUGUGAACAGAGAAAGAAAAGAGUAGACAGAUUCCUGGUGGAGCAGUUCAAGGCCCAUGAAGCUCAAGAGGAGGCGCAGCGAGAGGAGCAGCUAGUGAGGCGUCUGACACGUCAGACUCGGCAGGAGCAGCGUUUGGCAACACAGCUACUGCAAAUGCGUAUGCAGAAGGAGGUGAUUCGAGAGAAUCGCCUGUUCAGAGAGCAGCAGUACCAGCAGCGGAGGGAGAGGGACUUCAGGGAAGCUCUGGACAGGGAGGCGGUUUUGGCUCAGCAGGCUAAGUUGGACUGUGCAGAGGAGAUCGGAAAGGAGCUUGAAUUCUGUAACAGGAUUGCUGCUGAGCGAGCUCAAAACAGAUACAAGAAACACUUUCAGAUCUGCAAGGACAUUUUGGAGCAGAUAACAGACUUGGCAACUAAGGUUGGAGAAUAUCGACUGCUCACUGGAAAUCUGAUUCCAGGGAAACUGAUGAGAGAGUGGAAGGAAUUGCUGUUCAGGGGCCUCCCUCUCUUUGAGCCGGUAAAGGGCCACCGGCCAGAGUUUUCUACUCCACUAGACCCCGUAGAGCUUAAGAAGCAAGACACACUCAACGAUCAGGAUUAUGAUGAAUACACUCAUAUGGUAGGUGAGUGGACGUGGCCAGAGGAAGCAGGGGAGACACAAUUACCCCCAGGCAACAACAACGUUCUUGGACAUGUUGUCCACCGACUGAGGAACAUUGUUCAUCCACCCGUCAUGGAGCCGUCACCUGUAUUUCCUCACUUUAGCAUCAAGGCCUGUGUCCUGGGGAAGAUUUGCUCUGGCAAAACCACCUGCGUGACCAAGAUUGCUGAAGCACAUGGCAUCUGUGUCUUAUCAGCAGACUCACUGAUUGAGGAGGCAGUGAAUGCUUAUAAGAAUGGAGAGGAGAAAGUACAGGACACACAACAGCAGGCAGAGAAGGACAUUGAGCAACUGCUUACAUCUUCCACAUCACUAAAAUCUGAUCUUGAUACUGAAGAGGAAUGUAAAGACAGUAUUGCAAGACUGUCUACACGUGCCAUACAUGGAGCAGCUGCUGAAAAUGAGCUGAGGAAAGGGAAGGCCAUCCCUGAUGAGCUGUUAGUGGGCAUUAUAGUAGAGGCGAUCAGUCAGAUUCCAGCUCAGUCAGGUUGGAUCUUGGAUGGUUUUCCAGUAGACAUCACUCAGGCCCACCUAUUAGAGAAAGCCCUGGGUGGAUCUGUAGGCGUAGAGAAGGAAGUUUUGAACAGCAGGACCAACCUUGCUGCUGAUCCCAAUCCACCCAAGCCUCCACCCCCUCCUGCACCUGUGCUGGACUUGGCCAUGCUACUGGACGUCCCUGAUGCGUGUGCGGUCAAACGUGCAUUCAGUCACAUAGGUGCAGAUACAGAUACGGCUGCUGCUACAACUUCCCAAUCCACAGACAAGAACUUGUAUCUGGCACAGAUUCCACACAGGAUCGCAGGUUUUCAGGAAAACUGGCCAGAACUAGAGAAAUGGUAUGGUGGAAAGCAAAACAUUUUGGUCCGUGUUGAUGCAGAUGUAGAUGACGAUGAACUUUACAGCAGGGUGGAGUCUAUCCUGCAACUAGUUAUGCUGGAAACACAAGAAGCUCUUGCCACACCGCCUGUAAAAGACGUAAUGCUAGAUGAUGCAAAAGCUCCAGAAUCUUCUUCUUCAGCCACACCUCAACCUGUAAACCAACCUCCAGCACCCACGGACAAGAAGCUCGGCCCCAAAGAGUCUCAUUCUAGCCUAAAAGAAGAAAAAGUCAGAAGUGUGACGCCACUCUCCAAAUCCAACAUGCACUCUCCUAGAGGACACUCUGGAAACGUGUCAGCGUCUUCAGUGUCCAAUAACUCUCAAGCAGUUGCCAAGAACCCAAAAGAGUCCAUUUCUUCCCGUCCAACUUCAUCCAGACAGGAAUACGUGGAUGAACCUCUUCUCUCAGAGGUACCGGGGUACCUGUCUCUUUACUGGGAUGAAUUGUGUGAUUCUUAUGUGAACAGCAUAAGGACAGUAAUGCAGCAGCUGCGCUCACAGCGCACUGAUAUUAAUCAUCACAUGUACAACAUCAGAGAGGGUUACAAGCAUUACUUGGGGCGUCCAGAUUUAAAGCAAGAGUUGGUGUCACAGUGGCAAAAGGAUUUUAAUGGCGUACCUGAUAAUAUGAGAGAAGAUGAGGAAACCACUGCGGAGCUACACAUGAGACUGGAUGGACUGCGUGAACGUUUGUGGGACAUUAGUGACAAGCGUAAGGAGGAGGACGAGCAAGAAAGGGAUGCUCUCUUGUAUGACAACUGGCUGGAAGACCACACUGCUGUCCUGAUCAACCACCACUCUGCACUAAUGCAGGUGGAGUUGAAACGUUUCCAGCAGACCCUCUGGUUUCUCAGGGCCUACUAUUUGAGCAUGUACAAGCAGACGCUGCCUGAACCACCUUCCAAAUUUGCAGAUAUCUGCCUACUGGAGACCCCAGUAACUCAGGAUCAGAAUGAGAGACGUCCUGACUCCUCAAAGGGAGUCUCUGAGACGAAAGGCCAGGAUCAGACAGGCCCUGUUAAGCAGCCAGAGGAGAAACUGAUCUCUGACUAUGAAGAAGCACUCACAGCCAUCAACAGAUUGGUGUCAGCAGAAGCCCACAAGGGGGAGACAAAAAAGCAGGAGGAGAAACCACAAGAGAAGGAAAAGGAAAAAGAGGAGAAAGAGAAAGAGAAGGCCUCUGCAAGUGCAAAGAAAAUGAAACAAGGAAAACAGUCAGCAAAAAAACAGAAAGGUCCACCAAGCCCACCUCUGGCACCCACCCCUGCACCACCUGAUGACAAAAACACAGAGAAGACAGAGAAGACUCGUGAUCAGAAAGUUAGAGAAAAAAUACGUAAAGAACAUGCAGCUGCACUGAAUCACGAGGGUAAUGCAGCAAAGGUGCGCUUGGCACUAGUAAAAGGUCAUGGUCUGGUGAUGGUGCACUCCCUGCAAAGCAGAGCAGAACAGACCUUUAGCAGUAUGCAGAAGUGGUUAGAAGCACAUUAUCUUGCAGAAAUGAAGAGUAUUGACCAGUUAUCAGAUGUAGUUUUCCACCACAUAGAGGCUGGUGAUAAGCUCCAGAAUAAGCUGGUGUUGAAAUGUUCUGACUUCUAUCUGAAUGGAGACUGCCAUAUGGUACCUAGCCAUGCUCCACCUCGUCCACCCCCUUUGGAGAAACCCACACAGUCCACCCCAACUAUCAUUCAGCUAGAGUCACUCCACCGAAAGCUAUGCAACAUUGCUCCAUCAGGUCUCAUGUCCAGUUCUGAGCUCUCCAGGUUUCUUAAGUAUGUCACCUUUGGUAAAAACGACAGAAACAUCUUGCCUGAGCCCUGGAUGGGCAAAAGUGAAACACAGGUGAUGGAACUUGUAUCUUUACUAAUGGACGAGUAUAAGCUGAUAGACUGGCGGCGGUUUGUGCUGAGUGCUGCUCUCCCUUGGCCAUUUCCCUCCUUAACACAGCUGCUGGCUGUGCUACAACGUUUCAGGGCAGCAGAUGCUGGAGACACAGGCUAUGUACACAAGGAACAGUAUCUAAAGAUAGAGUUGUGGUUUUCAAAUGAGAGUGUCCAGACUGUUCCUGAGGACCCCUCUGAACCUGUACCCUAUGACCGUCUGGCUAACUUACGGGAGUUCUUUUUCCAGCUGUUUGCAGACCACUCCUUCUCUCCCCCUCGACUGGAUUACGUUUCCAUGCUGCAGUACUUUGCAGCCGACCCCAACCCCAGACAGGGUUUCAUCAGAGCACUCAGUGUCGUACUGGGGCAACAUCUCAAGCACUCCUCACUGGACCAUCUUGUUAAGUCUAUGCCCUGUAUGGAAGAGGCUACAGAGCUCACCUCCAUAGAACUUGAUGGAAAUUACAAGGAAGAAGAGACUCCAGGAGCAUCAGGCAGUUUGUCUGAGGAGCAGGAAGUGUCCAUCUCUGCUCUCCUUGCUGUCAUCUGCCACCAAGUCUCCAAGAUGAAGGACAGCACCCACUGUUAUCCAGAAUGCCCAAGUCAGGAGAAGCUCACUGAGGUAUUCAGAACGCUGGAAUACAAGCCAGAGGACCGUGUACCAUUCUCCAUUCUCUCUCAGCAUCCAUUCAUCCAGGGCCGGUUGGAGACCUCAAAACACUACCAGCUUGUAAACAUUCAUAGGGUGCUGCUUGCAUGUCAGGAUGAAGGAGAGCCAGACAGUUUCAUAGUUUCCUAAAGGACAAGACAUGAUGCAUUACACAUAAAUACUGAACUCUAUUACCGAAGGAAACAUGUUUGAGAUAUUUUCUUUGCAUUUGUAUUUAAAAUGUUUAUACUUAUUUCACAUGUUGAAAGAACAGAUGUGCAAUCAAACCUUGAUUCAGAAAUGACUAUAACUAAUGAAGGCUGGAAUUGGAACAUAUUUUCAGUGACAAUAAUAACAUCAAUGGUGCAAGGAUUGA
Messenger RNA from Amphiprion ocellaris (clown anemonefish), 5540 nucleotides. RefSeq names its product sperm flagellar 2 (gene spef2). The coding region runs from base 131 to 5314 and encodes 1727 amino acids. Gene Ontology annotation, biological process: sperm axoneme assembly. Gene Ontology annotation, molecular function: protein binding. Gene Ontology annotation, cellular component: manchette; sperm midpiece. The record is from RefSeq and is a predicted model, not a curated record. The transcript is spliced from 38 exons. Lineage: Eukaryota; Metazoa; Chordata; Actinopteri; Pomacentridae.